Messenger RNA from Meloidogyne enterolobii, 477 nucleotides. NCBI's taxonomy places the organism in Eukaryota, Metazoa, Nematoda, Chromadorea, Rhabditida, Meloidogynidae. The record is from the annotation of a GenBank genome assembly.
AUGUCAGGCAAAAAACUUGUGGAAAUAAUUGAUAAACAAAGACGCAAGGAAGAUGAUGAAACUUGGACGGUACAUCCAACGCCAGGAAUUUGUGUUAAAUUUAAAAAGGACUCUGAACCCAAUCUUAAACGUUCUCUCAUUACAAAUGAAGAUAUGGGAAAUCCAACUUCCUCAAAUAAAUUUUUUAUAAAUUUGGCUCAUUGCAUAGAAAUACCUUCACCUCGAAAAGAAUUAUGGAAAGAUGAAGAAAUAAUUGCCAAAAUGAUGGAAAAUAAUAAAAAUUCUUUUAAAAUCCCCAUGUGUGUUGGGGAAGUGGAAAAUGUGGAGGAUCAUAAUGGAAAUAUUUCUACAAAGGUUGAUGUAAUUGUUAAUUCUGAAUUUUUUGAAAAGUGUAUUGACAACUCUGAAUUUUUUAGGCAAAUAACUCUUGCUGCAAUUUGCGAAAAAAUUAAGGUUUGUCGAACUAGUUUUUUAUAA